ACUGGACACGUAAGUAGACAGCUUCAGUGACUGGCAAAUACCAGACUGCUCUUGACUAGAUAGUUUUACAUCAUACUCAUCAAGAAAUUUGCGUGGACCUUAAUUUUUUUUCCUUUUGCUUUCUUUUGCUUGGUUUUUUUUUUGUGCCUUUUUUCUUUUUGAUGGUUUAGAUUUAACUUUGACUCUGCCUGCACUCUGUAGCACUGGGCUUUGCUGAAACUUAACAAAACUGGCCCAAGUCUAGACAUAAACUCAUAUUUACUACUUUAAUCCUUGUCAGUGUUCAAAGUAUAAUCCAUUUGCAUUGGUGAAAAUGGACAGUGGGCUUGUUGGUGCUGGAAAACAGCUUCUCCAUGUGGACGUCUAUAUUGAUGAACAUCAACCUUCUAGAGGAAUCCUGGCUCUUCUGAGCAGACUUCGUCCCAACUGGAAGGCACAAGACAUUCAAAUGAAGACGUUCACAGAAGGCAUCACCAACCAGCUUAUUGGCUGCUACGUGGGCUCUCUCCUGGAGCCUGGUUGUGUCUUGGUGCGACUAUAUGGCAAAAUGACAGAGCUCUACGUGAACAGGGACCAUGAGGUGGAGAUGUUUCAGAUCCUCCACGCCCACAGAUGUGGUCCUGAAAUUUACUGCAGCUUUCAGAAUGGCAUCUGCUACGAGUUUGUAAGAGGAACCGUGCUGGAUGAUAAGCUGCUUCGGCAGCCGUCUAUCUACAGAUUGAUCGCCGCAGAGAUGGGAAAAAUCCAUUCGAUCCAGCCAAAAUCCGGUCGGCCGGUCGAACCUGUGCUGUGGACAAAAAUGUCUCAUUUCCUCAAACUAGUGCAGAGCAGUGUCAGCAGCAGUCCAGCUGGGCAGUGGUACAUAAGCAGUUCUGCAGAUCUACAAAAGUUGCCCAGCUUUAAGACUUUGUCACAGGAAAUGGAGUCACUGAAGAGACACCUCUCUCAGAUUGACUCGCCAACUGUCCUCUGCCACAACGACCUCCUGACAAAGAACAUCAUCUACAACGAAAAAGAGGGAAUGGUGAAAUUCAUUGACUACGAGUAUGCCGAUUAUAACUACCAGGCCUUCGAUAUCGGCAAUCACUUCAACGAAUUUGCUGGUGUGAAUGAUGUUAACUACAACCUCUACCCGAGCUGGGAGCUGCAGAGGGACUGGCUGACGGCCUAUCUGGAGAGUUACAAGCACAGCACAGGACGUGAGGUCACAGUCACGGAGGCAGAAGUUACGCAGCUCUACAUUCAAGUCUGCAAAUUCUCUCUUGCAUCCAACUUCCUCUGGGGUCUUUGGGCCAUCCUGCAAUCACGUUUCUCCUCGAUUAACUUUGACUUCCAAAGAUAUGCCACUGCACGACUCAACUACUAUUUUGAGAAAAAAGAGGAAUACUUUGGACUGGCAGUGAACUAAUUAAUGCCUCUACUUUUGCAGAAAAGUUUUGUGUUUCUUGUGUCAAGUGAUGUGGUCCAUAUGUCAGAUGGUGGAAAUGGAAAAGCAUAGAAUAACCUUAUAAAGCCUUAUAAAAGUGCUCCCCAUUGUUUGUUAUUUCAGGCUGUAUAGUGUGAGUUAAUAUGUUUUGCUAUCACUGUGAUUUUUAAAAUAUUUGUUUUACCACAGUCAGUAUGCCGAUAAGCCGAUUUGGCAAAUCGAGAAGAGGCUCAUGCCAGAAAUGAAUUAAUUGUUCCCACAUUUAGCCGAGUCACAUAAAGCCACAAAAAUUGAGCUUGAUCAUAAAACACAUAAGAGGGUUAUUUGCAGGCUUAUUCAGUGUGUACCACAGCUCUGGUGGAAAACAAGCUUUCAUUUCAACUUAUUUACUGUAGCAAGGGCAUUAUUUUAAUGUUUCUCUGCUGUAAAACUAUCAUGUGUGACUUACAGGGUGUUCGUUAAUGUUGCCAUAAAAUGAAAAUUUAAAAGAAAAUAUUUUGUGUUGACCAACAUUAUUGAAGCUGUCACUGUGUGAAGACAGGCGAAACCGAAUCAGGAGUUAUAUAUAAAAGUUUUAUGCACAUGAACCAAAAUGCAACGCUGACUGAUGUCAGUGCUUUAACAAGUAGAUUUUACUUACUCUCUUCAUUUUAUAAGGUGAAAAUGUACUUUAACUCCUAAUAGCGAUCUCUUUUCCUGCAACUCUGAAUUGGAUACGUAGAAGAGCAUGGAUGGAUGGAUGGAUAGAGAUCUGUUUUUUAAAAUUAUUCUUAAAAAUUUAGGCCCACAAAGAUUGUAUGUUCUUGGUGUAAUCUCCUUGAAUAUGUCUCACAGGAUGUUAAAAAAACCAAAAAACAAAAACAGAUUAAGGGCGCACACACUAGGGCAAAUCUGUAAAUAAGCAAUUUAAAAUUGUCAUAGCAUAACAGGCACAGCUGUAAUUAUUGAUAUUUUAUUAGGUUUAUCUGUCAAGAAGCAAGUAUAAUUCUAAUAGACUGUGCCCACAACAGAGCUUCCCUGGAAUCAGCUGACUACAAUUCAGCAUUUUAUUGCAACAAUAUUCUUUUUUUUGUCAUAGAGAUUUGUAGGAAUAACUAAGCAUUCACCCUUUAACUUAUAUUUAAAUGCCAUGUGCCAUGCAUACAUAUAAACAAUGAAAUGAUUAUGAUUGACCAACACCAGGGGAUUUAAUUGCAAUACUUUGCUGUUUGCUUUUCGGCUCAAUUCAAAUGCACUUAUAUAGCUCCAAAUCAGAAUAACACUCACCUCAAGGUGCUUUAUAUUGUGAAGUAUAGACCCUACAACAAAAUAGAAAUAGAAAAUAAAUAAGAGAUGUUAACAAGUACGCUAAAGCUACUAGCUGAGGACAUUUUAUUGUAAAAAUACAUUCUGUCAUGGAUUUAAGUGCACUUAAACUGUAAUUAUGAGGCAGAUCGCUCACAUCUUUAUGCUUCUAAAGUAUAUAAAUAACAGAACAUAAUGAUAUAAAGAGGCAGAAACGAGCAGUCAGAUCCAGAUUCAACUUUGUAACUGUAAGAGCUUUUCAAAUUAAAGCUUUCUUUAUUUCUCUGUUUAAAGGAAUCUGGUAUUGAUCAAAAGUGCUACACUGAUUGUUCAUAUAGGUAAUGUAAUUCAGUGUUGUAUCAUAUGUACAUGAUCACAUGAAAUAGAACUUCAAUUGUAGUUCAAUUGUAGUAGAAAACUGAGUAAUGGCCAUUAAAACAAUAACUCUGGCCAAUAUCAGGAAGAUGUUCCCCUUUCUUAUGUGCAGCAUAAAGCAGCAGAUUUGUCCUCACUACUAAAAAUAUUAGUUUAGUGAGAAUACAGCCUAAGUAGAGCGGGCAGGAACUUGCAAGAACAGAAAUAGUUACAUGUUAAUAAGACAAUUUCAGCUCUUUGUAGCCUUCUGCACAGACAGCACGCUAAUACAAAAGUAGCAAAACACCUAGGAUGUUAAAGUCAUUCUGUAAAAUGAAAUAACAUACUGAUUACUUUUAAGAAAAGUAAUUGGUUAUGUGUAACACAUUACCUUUGUUGAGUAACAACAGCAAAACUGAGCAGAGUGAUGUAAUUCUGUUGUGAGUAUUUGUUUAGGCUAAAGCAGGGUGGAUGGCAGAGACUCCAUAGCUCAUUAGUACAACUGUCUGACUCUUUAAAUCAGCAAAUACUUUUUCAGUAUUCUACCAAAACCACAUUUUAUUUUUCUCAAAUGUUCACCAAGUGCUUAUGGCCUUGUGAUAUAUCUCCCACUGCCACAGCAUUUUCACAAUUGUCAAAACAGUAUUUCCAGAAUUGUCAAAACAGUUUCACCACAAGCUAUAUUUAAUGGCUGUUCUGAAGUUUUUGAUCCUAUCACAGUAUCUUCGGUGGAUGGAGCAGCUUAGAUGUCAUGGAAUUAUCGAUUUUUCUAAGCACUUAAAGGCAACUCUAGAGAAGAAUGUCUGCAUUUGGAUGAUUCACCAGAACCUCAGACUACUUUGUUUUCUAACAUUUGUAAUGUCAUUGCUUGGAUUCUGUAACAGCAUCUGCGGAAUAGCUUGAGGGUAGAGAUAGCUUGAAGUUAUGGCACAUAAAAUAUCAUUAGGGAAUGGUUAGGCUUAGGUAAGUCAAAGCUGGUUUUUAUGCUUUGGCUCUGUGGUCUUACAUGUUAUUUAGUUUCAAGGUACCCAAAAAGUGAGUGACCUGUAAGCAGUGUAAAGACAUAUAAAGCUACUCUGAUCACUGCUGUAUGUAUUCUCUCCAGACACAGAAGGUUUGAGAAAGACAUCACAUUAUGAUUAAUAAAAUAGUGAAACUUUGUAGCUAAGUGAUACCAAACUCCUGUACUAAAGUUGGUCUGCACACCACCCCAGCUUCCACACCCUUGUAAUGUGCAUUAUUGCAUAAAAAGAAGAGUACCUCCUGCAGGGGCAUUGAAUGAUGGCAUUGGGCCUAAAUUUUAUAACGCAAAAGGCAUUGGCCAGUAUACGCAUAUAAACGCUUGAGAUGAAAAGCUUUGCAGCAGAGAACAAAAAAGGGUUGAGGGGUCAAAAGUCUUGAGACUGAUUGAGAAAAUCAAAAGCAGGAGGCAAAUAUGGAAUCUACAAUGGAAGAGAUUAAAAUAUGACUACAAUAACUGGAAAUGUUAUGUUAAGUGAGAGAUUUUAUCCAUAAGACUUUCUUUUUCCAACGUUGGUUCCUUGUAGGAUAAAUGGUAGGUAACUUGUCCUUCACACAGUUUUGAUUGGUAAAUGAUAUGUUUGUGUGUACUCACAAUCAAACACAUCAGUCUUUACAAAGUACAUGUGACAUGCUCAGAAAUGUCAAUGAGUCCUUCCACUAUAUAACUGCUUCUACUGUCUUUAUCUGUGAAGGGAGCACAAAAGGGAAUGUGAUUGUAAAAUCAGUAGAAAGGAUUAUGGCGGGUCAAAUGAGGGGAGGACUAGCUACAAUGGCGUUCUUUACCUCCUCAUGGUCGCGCACAGUUCCGCUCAUCAAGGCUGCAGCCGUGUCUUUGAGUCAAACAAUCCAGCUGCUUUCAUGCUGGCAUUUUUCGUUAAACAUAUAAUAUUUAAUUAGCGGACUAAUGCACUUAAAAAGACCCAAGGACUUUGGAUCAAAAAGAAAAAAAUUGGCCUUUUGUCCAUUGCCUAUUUUCCUGAAAAAGUGCUGUAGAUUUUUUCUUUCACUUUUAAUUGCAUUAAAAAAGAAGUAUAUGCUUUUAUGCAAUGUUUCAAAGACAUAGAAACCAGGAAAAAAACUGUGAAAGCAAUUCCUUUCAAAGGGCUUUUUUGUAUGAUUCUCUUUUAUUCCGACAUUGCAUUUAGCUUUUUAGUUAUUGUUAAAGGACUCACAAGGCUGUUGACCCUUGGAAUUCUAAUAAGUACCCAGUUUGCAAUUGUAAUCAACUUACAUUAGCAACAAUAUGCUCAAGGGAAGGUUUUACUAUAAAUUCACUUGUUAUACAUGUUACAUACAAUGCACAAUGCAUGCUUUUUGUUCCUAUAUUAUAUAGAGUCCUGUCGCUUUUUCAGUUCCAUUUAUAAAUUCAGAAAGGAAGUCAAACUUUCUCCUGUUUUUUCAAAACACAUGAGCCACAUCACCAACUAUUCAGUAUAGCAAGUUCAAAACUAAA
Molecule: messenger RNA, 5540 nt
Organism: Oreochromis niloticus (Nile tilapia)
Lineage: Eukaryota; Metazoa; Chordata; Actinopteri; Cichliformes; Cichlidae
Product: ethanolamine kinase 1
Exons: 8
Coding region: 314-1408 (364 amino acids)
Biological process (GO): phosphatidylethanolamine biosynthetic process
Cellular component (GO): cytoplasm
Molecular function (GO): ethanolamine kinase activity
Source: RefSeq, a predicted model, not a curated record